UCAUUUUUGCCGUUGUCUUUUUAUCACAUACAUGUGUUCAGUAUAUUUACAUGGACACUGCUGAGAGAAGUGGUUACCUUUUAUUACUUGGUUUAAUACCGUUCAAUAUUUCAUUUAACUAAUAGCAAUUAGAUUUGUUAACUGUUGUACGUUUUCUGGAUAAAAGUCAGCUAUAAAAGCUCAUUUCCUAGAAGUAAUCACAUUUCGGGUUGUGUUUCUCGCUCUCAAUCGGUCAGUCAGAACAGAACGGGUUCAGCAGCAGCAGUCAACUGCGACAACGAUUGCGGAAUAGAAGUGAAAUAGUUUCGUUCCCAGCCAAACAUGGACACUGUAAGCAAUGACGUACCGGUGCUAGAAUCGUGCAUUCCGCUGCCCAUCGAGGCGGAUCAGCUGCUGGAAGUCGUGGAGAAGGCCAAAGAUUGGGCUGUCAUGCACGGGGCGGCUAUGCGAUCCAAAGCAAAUUUUAAUCCCGAUGCCUUGCAGUUUGCACCGUUCAUUCUGACACCGAGUUCAUUUCCUCGGAAGGAAUUUGAAAAGGCAGUCGCACUACAAACAACUUUGAACGAACUGAUGCACGCCGUUUCGUAUGAUUACGACUUUUUGCGCGAAACUCUCCAGGGUACCAUAAAGGUCGACGAGUUUACCCGUUCGCUGUUCGAAAUCUUCGAAACCGUAUUGGCAGAAGGAAUCGCUCAGCCAAUUUCGCUGGGCCUUUUACGAUCCGAUUUGAUGCUGGAAACGAGAUGCGAGAACGCGUGCAAGGUACAGUGCAAACGAGCGCAGGCCUACUGCUGUUGGAAGCAGGUUGAGAUCAAUUCCAUCGCGUCGGGCUUCGGCCACUUGGGCCCCGCGAGCAAAUCUCUGCAAAGUUUUAUCCUGACAGAACUGGGCCAUUCGGAUAAGUUGGCUAAACUACCACCAAACGGAGCCUUGUACGGAUUGUGUGAUGCCAUGGUAGAGGCCUGGACACUUCAAAACCGUCCACAGGCAGUGAUCCUGUUCGUAAUCGAAGAUAUCACCUACAACAUCUGCGAUCAGAGGUUCCAUGAGUUCUACAUUCGUGAAAAGUACUCGCACAUUCAGGUCAUCCGUCGAACGUUGACACAAAUCCACGCACAAGGUAAGCUAGGUUCCGACGGUCAGCUACUGCUGGGAGACCAGGAAGCUUCGGUGAUUUAUUUCCGAGCGGGUUACGAACCGGGUCACUAUCACGGCCAGAACGAGUGGUCGGCCAGACUGCUGAUGGAACGUUCCACCGCCAUCAAAUGUCCGUCGAUACAGUAUCACUUAGCCGGUACCAAAAAAGUUCAACAGGCUCUCGCUAAACCGGGAACUUUGAAAAGAUUCAUAUCCGAUGAGCGUAAAAUCGAUACCAUCAAGGAGAUCUUUACCGGUCUGUAUUCGCUGGACAAAAAUGAACAAGGCGAUGAAGCAGUCAAGCUGGCACUGGCAGACCCGGAACGUUACGUGCUGAAACCACAACGCGAAGGUGGAGGCAACAAUGUCUACGGUGCUGACAUUCCAGGAGCUUUGACCAAAAUGGACGAGAGUGAGCGAUCGGCGUGGAUUCUGAUGGAACGGAUCUUUCCACCGGUUUCCAAAGGUUACAUGAUACGUGCGGGUGGAACGAUGCCUCCGGAAAUUGUAAAUCUAGUGUCAGAGCUGGGAAUUUUCGGUGCCAUUAUCGGAACCAAGGACAAGGUGGUAUACAACAAACAGGUUGGACAUAUGUUGCGUACAAAACUAUCUAGCGCAAACGAGGGUGGAGUUGCCGCUGGUUUAGGGGCACUCGAUAGCCCUUAUUUGAUCGAUUAGCAUCAUUGUUUUACUUAUCCAAUCGAUUUGAUUGUGAAUUAUUAAACAUUCGGGGUAUAAUUUCAA
Messenger RNA from Malaya genurostris, 1881 nucleotides. Its product is annotated as glutathione synthetase-like. Gene Ontology annotation, molecular function: glutathione binding; ATP binding; glutathione synthase activity. The transcript is spliced from 7 exons. The record is from RefSeq and is a predicted model, not a curated record. Lineage: Eukaryota; Metazoa; Arthropoda; Insecta; Diptera; Culicidae. Bases 322 to 1815 code for a protein of 497 amino acids. Gene Ontology annotation, biological process: glutathione biosynthetic process. Gene Ontology annotation, cellular component: cytosol.